UGUCGAAUGCUGAGAUUGUCAAACUGUCGUGCUAUUUAGAGAGACUAAGGAGAGGACUUUGCGAGGAAUUAGCGUUGGUCCGCGAGGUCUCUAUUUUCGUUGCAACGACGACGACGACGACGACGACAUUUGCUUAUUCUAGAAACAGUGAGAACGCAGGUCUGCGGCCUCGAUUUUUACACCUUUACAGAGCGGAAUGCGAAGCGAACAGUCGAGCCGAGGAAUGUUGAAUUCUAUUUUAGUUUUACGAGAACGGCCCGCAAAUGUGUGUGCGUCAUCGACGCUAUCAAUUCCGCGAGGUAUUAGAAGGAGAAGCCACGAGGCCGAGUGCGUAGUAAUUCAUUGUUUCUGCAAAAUCCGCUGUUUCCCCCCUUCGAUCUCUAUCUCCAUCACUAUUCAUCGCGAGGAUAAGAACCGAGAAUUAAAUCGAAAGCAUAGAAAUUUGCGGCCAAGACAAGAAAACACGAUGCCUUGCUGCUCGCGAAAGUCAAGUGCAACGUGGAACAAUCUCGCGGAAUGAUAGCUUUGUUCCGAAGCGCGUAAUAAUAUCGCGCUUAAGGAUCCAGCGGAGGCAGGGGGGCGCCGCGCAAUCUUCGUUAAUUAGAGAUUGGAUCGACGAAUCUCGCGGGUGAGGCGGCGCUGCGGCUCGCUGCAAAAUCGCCACUGCGCGACGCGACGCGACGCGACAGGCUGCAUGUGACCACGUCGGUUGUGCAACAUGUGUACACGCGCCGUAAUACGGACACAUAAUUGUUCGGCCGCGGUUGUGUAACGCGACUUCCAGCCGCGCCGGCAGUCGUCGGCGGAGCGUCGCUCCGACACGAAGCGCGUCGUAAAAACCGCGUAGAUUCGGCCGCCGCCGCCGCCGCUGCGCCGCCCGCGUUGCGCGACGCGCUCGCGACGUUAUCGAUACUCGAACGGCCGCGAUCGAGACGAUCGAACGGUCGACGGUGAAGCCGCGAAAUUCAAUCGGCGGCUGUCGGCCGCGCGAGCUCGCGCGCGAACAAUCGUUCUCGCUCACAACCGAACGGCACCUGCCGUGCAGCUCAAAUCAAAGCAAGUUGAACGUCGUUGAACCUCGAAUGCAGUGAACGUACACAGCAGAUCGCGAUAUCGAGUAUCGUUGCGUGUCGAUCUAUUUGGCAACUGUGCCGAGUAACGUCUCGGAUCUCGUACUUUCCGCUUUUCCUUCUUGUCGAUAUUGACCGAGGACUAGGAUCCCAAAAUCCGUCGUGUCCUCUUCAUUCAGAGAUGGCUUAUCCUCUGCAUCGGUCUUCGGGGAGACUCGAGGCAGCGAAGUGAGUCAAAAUCCAGAAGACCGUCGGACGCGGCGAAAUCCGCUGCGGGCGCGUAGAAUUGAAAACUCGUCGUCGUCGUCGCGCGUUCGCACGUCCCGCUCGCGAUCGUCCGCGAUUUCGCUCGACGAGCGCAAUCGCGAGUGCAGCACGUCAGCGUGAAUUCGCGCUCCCGUCGUCGCUGCGAGGUGGCGGCCGCUUUUUGCGCUCGUUACGCGAAACUGGCCGAUCGUCAUCGGCGGGCUCGUCUCGUGGCCGCGGCGCGCGCUAUCCAGUGCGCGACGUGACGUCGGGACGCGCGUGACACGCUUCGUGCAACGAGAGCGUGAAGUAAUGAGGAGAGAAGAGGCAGGAUAGAGAGGAGGCAACGAAAGGCAAGGAAACAAGAAAGAAAAACAGAGAAGAGAUAACGACGAUUCGAGCAAUUUCGAGCGAAAUUGGAGCGCGUUUCUGCGCCGCGCGCGCUCAUAAUUACGUAAUACCGGCCGCCGAGGAAGGUGCGACCGUUCGCGUCCGUCCGUUUGCAUUCGAUCGCGCCGUUGUCCACGUCGCGCGCCGUCCAUCCGCUGACCCGCGCUCGUCAUCGUCAUGGUCGUCAUGCUCGCCGUGCUCGAAUAACACGCGUCUCCGCGCGAGUAUGCGUGUACAAUCUUGGAGCGAGCGAGACCGCUUCGAAUUCCAUCGCUCGCUCGACGCCGUUGCGCGCUUCCACGUGAGUCGCGCCGUGCCGUGUACGCGUUCCUGUCGCGCGACGAGCCGGUGAGUGGCAAGGUGAAGCGGCCCAGGGGGAGAGGAUAAGAGCGAAGCGAGGUGAAGCGGAGUCUCGUCGGAUAACGUCGGCGAUCGACGACGAUUACGCGCGAGCGCAGGGCGAGACGCUUGGAAAUGGUGCUCGCGGACUUCGUCGUCGGGGGAUUCUGCCGAGGUCUCGAGUGGCCUUUCGCCUUUCGAGUUUGAGGAAACUCGCGGAUCUCUGCUAUAACCGUUGGACGUGUGUCGCGACGCCGCCGAUGUUGCGAUGUUGCGCGAUAAGUGAAAUUCGCUAGAACGCGAAGAAUCGCAGUGUUUUCUUGUUCUGUGUCGCAGGCGAAAUUUCCAGGCGUCGUCGGUGUAUCCUUGCGAUAAGCGACACUCGCUUGGGAGCCAGGAUCAUUGCGACUAAGCCGUGCGAUCAGCGAAACUCGCGGGGUCACCCGUGGAUGAAGCGAGUUCGUGUGGUGUGUCAUGGCGCUUUGUAGCUGAAGAGAAGCGAAAGACAGAUUAUAUAAAUAAUAAUCGUUCAUCGUAGUUGACGCACGUGUGCACGAUAAGGAAAAGCGUUCGCGCGCGCGCGCGCGCGCGCGCGACGACGCGCCUCGCCAUCGACGGCUCGCGAGUGCACGCAUUGCUCGUAAAGCCACAUCGUAAAGUAAAAUGCCAUGGAGCCGCUUGGAGUGGUUAGCGAGCUGUUACGCGUCGUACGAGAGGAAACUCCGCCGUGAGGCAGAAGAAAUCUCGCACGUAUCCCGGAUUCCUCGAUAACGAGACGCGAUCUCGCGACGACGUGCGCGCGCUCGCUCGCGUCGUGCCCGAGGACGUAGAGCAGCUUUCAAUUAGGACCGUCGACGUUCUUCUUCCUGCACGAACGACCGAGGCUGACGAGAAGAAGGCUGAAAAAGGGACGAGAAAGGCCGAUGCGAUAUCGCGCGCGCGAGCCCUUUUCCGCUCAAGCAGACGGGAAAAUGAACGCCGAGCGACGAACAAGCGGCGACGUUCUUCUUCCCGCUCUCGAUAACAGCUGCGCGCGUUUCGCGAGACACGUUUCGCUUCACCGUUGCUCGCCGCGAUCCGAUCGCGGCCUAGUGGCGUUUCUCGCAACGGGAUCUUGAUAGGAUCGAGCAAGAAGAGAAAGAAACGAAACGAAACGAAACGAAACGAAGGGAACCGACUCCGCGCGGAGGAGUCUCGCUCUCUCGAUCUAUAUAUAACGUCGCGGAACGGAGAUGAACGAGGUGAGGCACGUUCUGACGGCUCUGAGGUCUCCCACGAAGAGCUCGACCUUGAACAACAGCGUGGGCGUCGCGACGGCGACGUGGUACGACGUCCCGGCGCCGACCAUCGUCCACUGUCGCGAGUUCCGCGAGGACGCGGAAUUCGGCGCGAAAGAACGCGAGAAAGGGGGCGAGGGGCGGCGGGCGAAGGGGUCGGCGGUCGUUCUCACUUUCGCCGAGAAGGACACGAGCGUGACAUUCAUCGACGAGGACAUGGAAGCUGGCUGCUGCGAGAACGACGGCAACGCCAGGUCCUCGGAGAAGAACACGAAGAUCGGAGGGUCCUGGUCUCCGAGCCACGGCGAGGCAUUGUACCAGAACAAUGUCGAGGCGGCGUUGAACAGCCUGAGCAAGGUCUGCGCGGAGUCGUCAGGACUCGAGACGAGUCCAGAGAGCUGUCGCGCGAACGACAACGACCGUAACAGCCGGAAGAGACACAGCUCCACGGUGGAGCUGAACGCCACCACGACGGUGAAGACUGACAGUGACGGGGUGCCGACGAUAAGCUUCAGUUUCCUGCGCGCGGACGAGAAGUUCCAGCUGGACGAUGAAGAGGAGGUCGUCGUUCUGGAGGUCGAUACCAGCGACCAGACCGACUGCUCGGCUCAUCAACUGUACGACCUCCCCAAGAACGCUGCCCAAGGCGACAGUCGAGUCUCCUCGGAGCGGCAAAGAAACGACAAGGAGGAGGCGGACGUCGAUUCCUCCUCGUCGUCGACGGCACGUCAGGAUCUUUACGACGUGCCGAAGCCGGCGAAGCAAGACGUCUCGCGGGAUGAGGAGGAGACGCUCGACUGUAAUCUUCAGCGGAAGGGCCGCGAGGAGAGUGGCCGAGGGACGUUCGAUCUAGCCAAGAGAAGCCAAGGCGAUCAGACGAAACGGUCGACCAGGUCGCUCAAGUCUGGCAGAAGGAGUUACGGCGCGUCCGACAGCGACGGCUACGACGCCGGCAUAGCGUCCAUGUCCGGCUCCUACUCUGACCCGGAGUGCCAGAACGAGGCGGCGUUGUCGGUGAGCGGCGGCUCGGAGCGCAGCAAGCGGCUCAAACUGCAGAAGAGGCGGCUCGGCAAGGCCUGGGGCAGGAUGCGCAACUGGUUGCGAGAGGAAAGGACCAAGCUCGGCGAGGUGGUGAACAGGCACGCCAAGUUGCAGGCAGUCGGCGCGCUCACUGCCGAGACGCAGAGCGAGACCGUUCCCGGGGUGUCGACGAAGAGCAAGCAGCGCGGCUUCUACGAUCUGACGCGGGCUCGCACGCAGGAGUCCGGCUCCAUCACCAGGGUGGAGGAAUUUGGUCUGUCAUCGGUCUCAGAAGAGGCGAACGUCUCCGACGUGGAGAGACCGGCGUCGGCGUCGCCCGAUUCUGGCAAAGCGUCGGCGAACGGUGCCGGCGCGGCGUCGGAGCGUCAUCGACAGUUACGCGGCAACCUGAGGCAGAAGACGGCCAGCUCGGACGACCUCUUGGACGGCAGGACGAGGCUGCAGCCGCAGCCGGUGUCCUUCAGCAUGGACAAGCUCUGCUCGGACGCGGAGAACGACGGGGCUACGGCGACGAUGACAGCGGCCGAUGCUGAAGCGGCGAGGGAUCACGGUGGGAAAGGUGGCCUGAUUAAGAGGAGAAUGCUGGGGUCAAUCAGAGGGUUAAUGGCCUCGACUCAUCUACUGCAGACCUACGAGAUCGAGGAGGGAGGACAAGGCGGCUUCGAGGACGUGCGAAGAUAUGUCAAACAAGGAGGCGACUUUUGCAAAGAACUGGCGUCGAUUCUUCAUGAAAGAGCCGAGUUGGAAGCGACUUACGCCAAAGGACUCAGCAAACUCAGCAGCAAGCUGACCAAGGCAUGCGCCAAGGAUCAAGGUGGCAAUAGUAGCGGAGGUGUGAACGAGGCAUGGAGGUGUGUCGGCGAGGAGAUGGAGGCUGCCGCGGAAGCCCACAGGGUAUGGGGCAUCGCGCUGAGCGAGCAACUCGCCAAACCGCUCCGAGUGGGCGUAGCGGAGGCGCAGGGCCGAUCAAGAAAGUCCAUCGAGAACUCGGUGGACAAAGCGUCCAAGGCGCUUCAGGAAUGGCGCGGGAUCGCAUCCAAGAGCAAGAAGCACAGCUUCGCGUGCGCCCGCGAGAACGAGAGGCUGCAGGACCUGGCACGGCUGCAGACCAUCAGUCAGAGUCAGCAGAACAACAACACCAAGUCGUCGAGUCAUCACAUGACGGAAAAGGAGGCGAGCAAGCUGGAGACCAGACGGAGGAAGGCUGAGGACUCGUCGCGUAGGGCCGACACGGAGUUUUACACGGUGAGCGUGAGAGCAGAAAGGGCCAGACUGGAAUACGAAAGCACCGUCAGGAAGGGUGCUAAGCAAAUGGAGCUGCUCGAGGAGGAGCGGCUGAGCGCCUUGAAGGACCUGGCCAAUGUAUACCUGGCACAUCUGCAAGCACUCGCGCCGCGACUGCAGCAGAGCGCCGAUCGCUUGCAGACACCUGUGCGCAGCUGCAACGUAUCGCAAGACGUUGAGAUCCUAAAAAAUCUCAUACGCCGGAUAGACAGUAAUGACACGACGAAUGCGGAACAGUUGCUGCCCGAUUUCUACGCUGAGCAUGUCACGUUAGCGAUGAACCGUGAACGGCGAAAGCAAGCUUUGGUGAGGGUAUUGCAUCUGAUCAGACAAGACCUAGAAAGGGAGAAGCGGGGCCGUGAAGGACUGGAAACGUUGCAUCGAGCUUUCAUCAAGACACCAGCGUUCGCUGCUGAUGAGAGCACGCAGAAUGUGACGGACAAGCUGCAUCACAUGCGCUCGAUGCUAUUGUACUUGGAAGCGGCCAGAUACAAAGUCAGCGGUACGCUUGCGGAAGUGGAGGGUAGCAAACGAGGCAAACAUCCGUUAUCGGAGCACAUCUUGGUCUCGAGAGACAAGCAGGGCCUACAGCAAAGUGUUCUUAAGAUUCCUUCUUGGGCAAAGAAUGAAUCCUUUGAGAUUCAGGACGGCGACGAUGAGCUGGAGAUGCAAUUAACGAAGGAUCAGGAUGCCGAGAACCGCGACUGGGCCGAUCGGACGGCCGGCGACGGCAACUCCGAGAAUCCUCCGGACGAGGACGACUUUAGCGAUUUCGACGAAUUUAGCAGUCACUCAGAGGACAACAACAACCAAGACGUUGACGGUACGGAAGUGACGGCAAAGACCGAGCGUGCAGAGCAAUGUCGCGCGAUCUAUCAGUACUCGGCGAAUCUGAACGACGAGCUGAGUCUCAGUCCGGGCGAUUUGAUAACCGUGCAUCAGAAACAGGCGGACGGCUGGUGGAUAGGCGAGUGCAGAGGUCGCACCGGCAUAUUUCCCGCUACUUACGUCCAAGUCAUUCAUUGA
This is a messenger RNA of Harpegnathos saltator (Jerdon's jumping ant), 6673 nucleotides long. RefSeq names its product Nostrin (gene Nost). Lineage: Eukaryota; Metazoa; Arthropoda; Insecta; Hymenoptera; Formicidae. The record is from RefSeq and is a predicted model, not a curated record. Gene Ontology annotation, molecular function: protein binding. Gene Ontology annotation, cellular component: plasma membrane; cytoplasm. Bases 3278 to 6673 code for a protein of 1131 amino acids. The transcript is spliced from 10 exons.